AUGGCUAUAGCUCUCCAAUAAGAUUUACUCUUUUCGAAUUGGUUCUAUUUAAAUCCAAAAACUAUAGAUUUUGAAAUAGAUUCUGUAUUAUGGCGAAAUCAGGUUGAGGAAAAGUAUUUUAAUUUCAAAUUAGAGAACAUCAAUGACUUAGAUACUAAAGAAAGACUAAAAGAUGUGGAGUAUUAUAAUAAUAAAGGUUCAUAAUUCACCAUGAAAUAAUAUAAAUUGUCACUAAAUAAAAAGGUUAAAUUGCUUGCUGAUAAAUAAUUGUAGUCACAAUAAAUUGAUCAUAGCACAAAUGACUUUAGCAUGUUAUCAAAUAACCCAAUUGAUAAAAGUGAUAUCAAAGAUAACUAAACUGAAGAAACAUUUAAAGGAAGAUUAUUACUCAAAGAAAUAGCGAUGUUUUCUUAUGCUUAAUAGCCAUAAACAUUACCAAUACUAUUUAUGUUCACAAUUUUGAAACUAUCUAUACCCUUUCUUCUCAGAUUAAAGGAUUAUGGAACAAUUCUAGGAUUUGAUAAUUGGGAUAAUCUUCUUUGCACUCUUGGCUAAUUCUCAGAUUAUGCCUAUUGGAUUAUGGUAGGAAAUUUUUGA
Messenger RNA from Stylonychia lemnae, 597 nucleotides. NCBI's taxonomy places the organism in Eukaryota, Ciliophora, Spirotrichea, Sporadotrichida, Oxytrichidae. The record is from the annotation of a GenBank genome assembly.